ACUUAUAUCGUAUUCAUGCAGCUGUACAGCUUCGACCAUCGAUGCAUUAUAUUAGUGUGGCAGAAUCUAAGAAGAAGACUGCCGCGUCCAAGAAUGUUGAGGAUGUGGUGAAGUUAGAAAAACAGCAGGAAGCAAAACCUUAUGGGACGUCAAGGAAACCGAAAGCUCCGGAGCAGACCAAUGGCAGUGUAGAACAGAGCUGGAUUCGGCUCAAGUACCACAACACGAUGAGUGACAUAACAGCAGGAUAUCUUCGGAAAAUGAUGGAAUGAAAAGGCUCAGAGAUUUCAUUAUCCAUGAGUUUGGAUAAUUAUAUGAAUAGCCAUUGCCCUGGCAUUUCUGGUGGCGGUUUGAGUUCCAGAGUUCCUCAAAGAAGGUCCUUGCUGGCUAAACCACUCAAAGAACGGUUUAAAACUUGGUUUCUUGAGAACCCCCAUCAGCUUCAUAGAUUCGACACUCUGAGGUACCUAGCUGCGGAUGAGCCCAUCGAAGAAGUGUUAGCAGUCUUGCAGGAAGUCGCUUUACUAGUCCAAGGACUUUGGAUCAUUAGAACCUCGUUGUGUACGGAGAUAGGUAACAGUGACGUUAGGAAAUACGUUCUUUUUCUAUUUAGCAAGGACGUGAUCGUUAGGUAUGAUCGAAUAUCGAAAGCAGUGGAACAAUUCCUGCCUAACUUGGCAAGAAAUAGACCUAUCUUUAAAGACUGGAAACAUAAAGAGCUUCCAGAUUCUAAGUUCAUGGAACUCUAUCCUGCCAUUGUAAAGAAACAGCAAGAACAGUGGGAAGGCAUGGAGAAACUUUUUGAUCGAGAAAACAAGAGGCAUGCUGUGAAGACCCCAAAAUCUGGCAGGUAGUUACUUGUUGAGAGUUGGUAUAUCAUUUUUUUGUAUUGGAUUAAUUGGUUAAUAAGGUAUUCCUACAUUGAUGUACUAAUUACGUGCACGUUUUUACGGACAAAUAAAUUAAAUUUUACUUGGCCAA
Salvia splendens (bonfire salvia) is the source of this 981-nucleotide messenger RNA. RefSeq lists its product as uncharacterized. Lineage: Eukaryota; Viridiplantae; Streptophyta; Magnoliopsida; Lamiales; Lamiaceae. The coding region runs from base 297 to 854 and encodes 185 amino acids. Gene Ontology annotation, cellular component: RNA polymerase III complex; nucleus. The transcript is spliced from 6 exons. Gene Ontology annotation, biological process: tRNA transcription by RNA polymerase III. The record is from RefSeq and is a predicted model, not a curated record.